Molecule: messenger RNA, 1026 nt
Organism: Cervus elaphus (red deer)
Lineage: Eukaryota; Metazoa; Chordata; Mammalia; Artiodactyla; Cervidae
Exons: 9
Coding region: 1-891 (296 amino acids)
Source: RefSeq, a predicted model, not a curated record
AUGCUGAGCGCCCGCGCCGCCACACACUCUAGCCUCCGCCUCACCGCCGCACCGCGCCGCACCCCCACCGCCCCUCGUACCGCCCUCGGCUCGCGAGGCCGGAUGCCGGCGGCAGGAGGGGAGCCCGCGGCUGGUAUCGUCCAGCAGGUGGCACUGCAGACGCGCCGGAGUCUGCACCGGGGGCCUCGGAGGCCGGGAGGCGGGCAGGGAGCCCGAGGCCCUAAAGAUGAUGCGCUGAGAGUGGCACUGAUGGAGGCCCACUCCGUGCCAGGCACUUUGCAUAUCGGACCGCUCAUCCUUGUGUUUGAGGAAGCUGAGCUCUAUUUAGACGUGUCCUUCCAGUUCUGGGCUGUGAGCCCCGGUCCUGGACUGGAGAGAGACAGUGAUUCACACCACCCUGGUCUCUGCAUGAGAUGGAGAAGAAACCUACACGAGUUGUGGUCACAGACUGGAUGCGGGAGCAGGAGGGCGGAUGUCUUCCCAGUUCUGUCAUUUAUUAUCCAGGAGAGUGGAGCCCAGUUUACUGAUGAUGGGAAGAAAGUAGGUUCAAAUAAUUUCCUUCCAGGGGCACACACGGCUAACACACUCAGUCAAGUGCUGGAGAUUGGAAUUCUGCGACUGGGGUGCCAGCAUGGUCAGUUUCCAGUGGGGACCCUUUACCGGGCUUGCAGGCGACCACCUCCUGCUGCGUCCUCACGUGAUGGAGAGAGGGUGCCACUUCCUAGAAGGGCUAGUCUUACCAGGUUGGUCAAAGCUUUUCUACACAUCGACUCAGAGUGGAUGAAUGACUUGGACAGAAGAAUGAGAGGAACUGGCAUUAGAAUCAUACAUUUUUCCACAGAAGAGUCCCCCAGUUUCCUGCAUUGGGAGGACCAGCUUUCUUCCCUGUAGGGCCCUGAGAUGUGCUGAAUGGACCACAUGCAGUCAGCCUCUGGUUACUCUCGAGAAUUUAAGCCAUACUUAUUUUUACCAUGUCUGAUGCACUCUGACGUUUCCUGUUCCAUACUGUCUCAAUAAAAAUGAUGG